Messenger RNA from Salvelinus fontinalis (brook trout), 6797 nucleotides. RefSeq names its product ITPR interacting domain containing 1 (gene itprid1). NCBI's taxonomy places the organism in Eukaryota, Metazoa, Chordata, Actinopteri, Salmoniformes, Salmonidae. The record is from RefSeq and is a predicted model, not a curated record. Gene Ontology annotation, molecular function: signaling receptor binding. The coding region runs from base 1907 to 5518 and encodes 1203 amino acids. The transcript has 16 exons.
CAAAUGGCAGCCAAGCAUCGAUCAUCAUGUCACCAGAAUAAGACCCUCGAUAUUUAUUGGAAAGGAGCAUCACGCUCAUCACCUUGCACUUUCACCACCCUGUGACGUUUAUCAUAAUUUGUUUAAUCUGUAGCCUAAUAAACUGCAUGGUUUCCUGACCAGUGGCAGCGGGAGGACCACACAACAUGUCAUGACUCCAAGUUAUUAUAUCAACAUUUGCGCAUAAAAGCGUUUCCACCUAUAUUUCUCGGAUAAUUCAUUUUACUGACACAAAAAAAUCACACCUUGUCUAGUAUAUUUUGUUUUAUCAACAUUUGGAAAGUUUACCGAAAAAUGUUAUGUUUCUAUCAGGCAUGUCAUAAAAGUUUUUACCCGACACGUACUUUACUCACUUAUAAAAGUUGGAUGGAAACCUGGUUAGUGUCAGUGUUGAUUUAACCCUGGAUAAUUUGCUGUGCACACACACUGAAACCAACAAGGGGUUCACUUUGGUGUUUCAUUCUAGGCCUUAGUUUUUCCUUGUCGUGCCAUUAUGCAGCAAAUAUCAAGCUUUAGCUUUUUGUGCAUGACUGUAAUUUCCUCUUUAAUGAUUUUCAGUGUCACGUAGGUCCUAAAAUGUGCCUUGUCAGAAAAUCUAUCGAGGAUUAAAGGCGAGUUCCUAUUUGCAUGUGACUUUUAUUUAAGAAACCAAAUUGAACUGUAGCUUGUAAUGUAUAGCAUACAAUUAUGCAAAGUACAAACUGCGGACAACAGGGACUGUUGUCAUCGGUGCACUGAGUUUGAAUGCAGUCACAGCCACGGAUACAUCAUGUAAGUCUUUUCAUUCAAAGGUGAGUCCUUUCAUUCCAAUGAAUCAUGAUGUGUAGAUUUGUUCUGCACCUAUUUUACUAUUUCCUGAUUGGUAAUCUAUUUUGACUGUCACAGUUUGAAUGAAAUUGAGCUAUCAUUUUUAUAGGUACUAUAAACUUUAUGAAGACCUAGGGUAUAUUUAGUAUUCUUUUAACCAUAGUAAGGACUUAGCCAACACUGUGUCAACCAAUUUCUCUUUACAGAGUUUUUGCUAGAUGUGUCUUGGUUGAAGGAAGUGAGUCUAGCCUACGUUAUGAAUGUCAGUGGUGUUUUGGACAAUUUGCAAGUGUUGGAUUUCAAAUAUAAUCUCCUCUUAGUAACUCAAAUGUUUAAAAAGUUUAUUGAAACAUGAUAAUCCACAUUGAGUAUAAAUUACAUUAUAAAAGCCCAAAAUCCUCCUGGAAUAUGUCUUCAAAUGAGUCUGUUUCAUGUAUCAAGUAUUUGCCAAUGCAGUUUACGGUUCACAGUGUCCAGAAUACUGACCCAGUUACAGUAAGACAAACCACCAAAUGGUAUUUGAACCAUGUGAUAAAAAGGAAAUAAUUGAAAUUGUCAUAUAAAUUGAUAACAUACAUGUAAUAUGAUUUUCUUUCUUCUAUAGAUUUGACUGAGGCUUCUGACUAUCACCUAUAGCUUAUGCCAGAAAAUAGACCAUCCAGUCUGACUGAUUGACUUCUACUUCCUGCUGGGAAUAGAAGGCGGAGGUUGAACUUGAGAUAUAGUUCCUGAAAAAGCACAUCCCUUUGGCAGGAGCUGCUCGUAACCGAUAAACACUGGGACAGGAAACGAUGAAAGCAUUAAAAUAAGCAAGCAGGAAACAAUAUUUCUGUGUGUGUCAGAGAAGCAGGGGUGAGCUGUGAUGUGUUCGCUGUUGAAGUUUUGACAUCAUUUGCAUCUCUUCCAUAACUGGCAUGUUUACUAGUGUAGAUAGUGUAUCCUGGAUGCCUGGGUGCAACCCGAUCCUGUGGUGUUUGCUUGAGCCUCAUGUUGCAGUGGAUUUUCAGGUUGACUGACGGACCGUGUUUUGUGGUUCUGAUCUUAAGAGAGAGACACCAGGAUGGCAGCUCAAGGGGCCACAGAGAAGAGAGCCAACUUGGUGGCAUCUAAAGUCAUGUGGAGUAACAGGGAUGACGUACCUAUGUCAGCACCAGAACGGUCACAUGGCAGUGACAGAGCUGGAAUCUGUAGACAGAACAACGUCCGGCAGUGGCUUAGAAGUCACGAGGCGGAUGCAAAACCAGACCACGCCAGAGAAGCUGCAGCAGGGCUUCUAAAGAGGAACGCCAGCAGUGAGGAUGACUUAGCGUUGGGAGUCGAAGCAUCUUUAUUUGGUAAACAGGGAGUGAGGACCGUCCAGGAAUUUCUGAGGAGUUCCAGGUCCAACCCAGUUCUCACCAGGUGGAACAGCUUAACCUCAGCCUUCUCAGCACAGUCAGCUCCACUCAGUGUAAUGGAUGUGCUGAAUCUGUGGAGUGAUGACCCAGAGGAGGUCCUACUAGAUCUGGGCUUCGGCUGUGACGAGCCUGACAUCUCUGGACGGAUCCCAGCCCGCUUCAUCAACAACCAGUCCAGCGCCCGGGGAAUCAACAUCCAGGUGUUCCUGGACGCCCAGAAGAACCGCAUGGACAUAGAGAACCCUGAUGUCAGCAAUAGGUUCAGGCAGUUGGAGGUGCUGCAGCAAGUUACCACUGCGUUCUCAUCCCUGGUUGGUGGUGCGUCUACAGACUCCCUCUCCGAGAGCGGAGUUCCAGCUUUAGCUUCAGCCGAGGCCAGAGAGAAGAGGAAGAGGAUGGGCAUGCUGCUCCGCCGGGUCUCCAGAAAAACCCUCAGUCAGACCCAGUUUCAGACCCAAAUCCAGACCCAGGACUCCCAGGACACAAACCCAACUCCCCACAGUCCCGUAGCCCACUUACAGCAGCCCCUGGCCGGCCUCCCUGACAGGCGGACACCGCUGAAACGAGCCAGACAAGGCCUGGCUGAGAGUAUAUGUCUGACCCCACUGGCAGAGGAGCAAGGCCUAGCCUCGGAAGCACCAGAGCCCCACUUGGUCCCCCAGGAGGGUGCGCUCAGGCUGGAGGUGGUGAAGGAGUAUCAACCCCUGAUCUCCAGUGGUAUUCCAACCAGAAAGAAAAGUCCUGGGGAGGCCAGGGAGUCCUUUGAGAUGGAGGAGAUCCAGAGCUUUGAUGAGGGCAGUAUUUCUGGGAGCUACAUGGGAGCAUCUGACACCACAGCAGUGUGUGUGAUGAGGACUAACAGCUGCCAGUCUGACAGCAGUGGUUUCCUGGAAGAGCCCUUCAUCCCGUCCAUUACCCCGCAUCCCUCACCUGGACCUGAGCUCAUGAAGGCUUUGUCGGGAAUAUCUGGAGGCAGCACUGACAGCCAGAUCACUGUAAAAGGAGCUUCACCCCCCUUGUCCCCCCCAUCCACUUCCCUGGACCCUUCCCCUCCUUCCCUCACCACGUGCCACCCAAGACCAGAGUCUCCUCUAUACAGACCAGAGACAACAAGCCCUACAGAGGAGACACCCAGACACCAGGAUUCCCCCACACCCCACUCCCUCCUCUCUGAUGCCUUGGAGAUGACUAACUCUGCUUUUGGAGCCAGGCCAAGCCUAAUGGAAAACACUGUCACUGAGGAAGAUGGAUUCUCUUCGGCCUGCGGUGCACCUUGUCAUAAGCCAGACUCUCCGUUACGGAACGUUAUUAUUAUCAUGAAAACCGAUAAAGAAACAGAACACUUUACUCUGGAAUCAGAGGAAGCUGUUCCAAUAGGAGGAAAGGAAAAGGCCAUAGCGGAACAAAGUUGCAAUGUUCAGACAGGAACAGAGGCUGUUGGUGAUCAGGACACCGAUUGUUAUGGGUCACAUGAAGGCUCUCUGAUGGACUCGGUGGCUCUAGUGCAGAUAAAGAAAGAGGUGAAGACAGAAGUACAGAUUAGUUUUGGUUUGGAAGGUCCAGUGUUGGGUCCUGUUGCUGUUGGUGAGGUGGUGGAUCAAAGCUCUGAGACUGGAUCUGUUUGUCAGGACCGGUCCUCUGAAGAUCCUCUAUUAGGAUCUGACCCUAACCUCUCAGCAGUGCUAAGCCCUGCCUCCUCUCUCCCCCCAGCAGAACCUCUCUCUGCCUCCUCCCCUCCAGUGCACUGGGAAACAGGUGGCUCAGAGAUUUCAGAGGGAUCCUCAAGCUUGGUUGUCCAAGAGCCUGUCCCACCACUAUAUCAACCAGCAAACCCACCUCCAAGCCCAGCUUUAACCUCACCUUCAGAGCAAGUGUCACCUCCAUCUCCACCAUCAUCUCCAUCCUCAGCCUCUUCCCCACCACCAUCUCCAGCCUCAUGCCCACACCAACCUCCAGCCUCAGCUUUUCCGGCAGCAUCCAGCUCAUCUCCAACCCAAGCCCAUUCCCCAAUCCAAAACCAUUCUCUAUCAGCCCUAACCACAACACCAACCCCAUCCUCAAUUCCAAACUCACCAUCAGCCCAUUCCUUAACCGUAGCUCCAUCUCAAGCCCCAACCCCACUCGUCCCCCACAGUGGUGGUUUCAGGUCAGGCCGGUCUGUGUCUGUCCAGAUGCCCUCCUCCCUGCCCUCUGUCUCCCACUCUGCCCUCCGGAGAGGUGGCGUCCCACACACCCCCUCCCCGCUCGGCCCUUCCUUCGAGCCCCGCCCCCUGACUGACCUGACGCUCCGGCAGAGGCGGAACUCCUUCUCCAGGAAGGCGUGGUCAGAUGCUGAUGUCUCCCACUUUGCAGAACACAGAAACACUGCGGUUGCCAUGGGAAAGGCAGUCAUGACACCUGAGACGAUAUCCCUCCCGUCCCCCUGCCCCUCCCCCUCCCUGUCAUCGUCCAAUCGGUGGCUGUCUCGCGACGGUUCACGGAGAUCUGGAAGUUUCCAGAUGAAGUCCACCUCCUUGGACACGGGGCUGUGGCAGGAGGAAGAGGGGGAAGAUGUGGGGGAUGAGGAUAGACGGUGGGAACGAGCCCUGUUCUCUGGGCUUUCCUGCUGCUGCUCCUGUGAUCACCGCUGUAGCUGCUGUUCUCAGAACAAUUGCCUCAAACCGUCCUCCGUUUCAGCUUUCCCUUAUUCCCUGGAUGAGCUGGAGGGGAUGAUGCACUGUAUGAGGAAGUUCCGCUGUGUCCUGACAGACAUCGAGGAACAGCUGUCAGAAGACCAGGCCUCAGUGUACAGCUCACUCUCUGACACUGACAGAGAGGAAGUGCGAGACAUCUUGGAGCUGAGGAAAGCUGUGAAACAGGAAGCAGGAGAGUUGGAACUUCAGCUCACUGACCUGGUUCAUCGCUAUGACGACAGCUUCAAAAUGAAGAUGCACAGACUACUCGAUGAACAAUCUCACCUCUACACCCAGCUAAGGCUCCUCCCACUGAUCCCCACAACCACAUCCACCCCUGGCUCCGCCUCCUCCAGGAGCAUGGCCACUCAGUGCUGCCUGCUGCCCUGGCUGCCUUUGACGGACAUUUCCAGGCCACGCCCCUCAUCGCAGGCCACCUGGGAUUUGGAGUCCAGAUCAACUCUGCCAGAUUCCAGUUCUAUGGGCCAGAUGCUAAAACAUGGUUCUACAGGCACCAAGCCAGACAAACUGGACAUUGUGGGUUUCAUCCAGAGACUGAAGGAGUCCAUACGCCACUCUGUCAAUACUGACUCACUGGAGUAAAAGAGAGAUGCUGCAGCUAACUGAAGAUGAUCUGCUGUCUAAGUUAUAGUGUGUCCAAUCAACCUGGACUCGGGUAGAUGUAACAUAAUAAACGUAAAUCUGUCUCCCUCCAUUUCGUAUGAUAUGUUAGGUGUGGUAAGGUAUGUAUUUCUUUGUGGAUGUCCAUCAUCCAUUAUGUUAUGAAUAACAAUUCAUAUGAUAUGUUACGAAUUUGCGAUUUUAAGUAUCCCUAACAUUAGUUAAGUAGCUAACGUUAACUAGGCUAAGGGUUAGUGUUAGGAGACGGGUUAGCUAACAUGCUAAGUAGUUGCAAAAAGUAGUAAGUUUAUAUGCCCACCUCUCCACCCCGACCCACCACCCUCCUUUCGUUUUUGCCUUAUGUAACCUUAACAAACAUACCAUAUCAUAUUAAUUUGAGUGUACUGGAUUUACGUUGACUAUGUCUAGUCUAUGAAACCAGGCUGGUGUAAUCAAUGGAUUCUAUUACUACUAAAGUAGUCCAGUGUCGGCAUGAUGAAUAAAGAGCAUGAAUGCAUGAAAUCAUGUGUGCUUGUUCUAUAUCUAUAAUGUGCCAAUCCAAUACAUAACAUACUGUACAAAGAGUUUGUGUGUGUAUUGUUAUUCCCUUCGUAUCAACAACAGCAUUCGUCUCAACUAAGGAUGUGUUCUCAAACCUUACUGUGACAUGAAGUCUCCUACUGUUACCUACUUGCUUCAAUGCUCUGGGUAAGACGGAUCCCCAUCCACAUGAGAUCCAUGCAGUAUGUGUAUGCUAUAGAGAGUAGCGCCUAUGUCACCCCCCUGCUCUGGGUUAUGUCCUUAUUAGCACAAGAGGUGGUCUAGCUCACGUCUCCUGCCUCUUCAGACCCCAAUUAGCAGCUGUGAAGUACCAUUCCAGCCUCCGAGCCUGAUGCAUUUAAUGACCCCCUCCACUGGUGCUCCCAACUUUAAUGUAAGAGCACCACAUGCCAUUUAGGAACACCAGAAAAUAAGAUUAAAAAACAAAUGUUUUAUUGCAAUACAGCCUACUGUAUAUAGAGCCCCACAGUGGAAGUGUCAUAAUACCCAUAAACCUAACGGUCAAACAGGGAGUCACCUUGUCAUAGAGAGAUUUAGAUGGUUAUCAAAAUGCCACGCCAGGGUAAGCCUACACAACACAGCUCUUAUUUUAAGUGUUUGUAAAAUCCCCUAUAGGAAAAAUGAAUGGUGGAAAAACGAUUGCAACCAUUUCCUUGUUUGACUGCUAGGUUUUAUGGGUAUUAUGACUCAUACUGUGGUA